AUGAUUGAAUUAUCACGUUUACCACAUGAUUUUAUAAUUCCAAAAAUUCGUAAUAAUUUUAGGCGCCAAUUUCUUAAUCCGGAUAAUAUUUAUUCAUAUUCGCCUGAACUUUCAAUGGAUAUAUAUGAUAAAAAACAUACAGUUAAAGCAUUACAUAUGCCAGAGUAUCGUCCAGCAGGUGAAACUAUGAAACGAACAGAAGAAUAUUGUAGAAAUGCAAGUAAUCAAUGUUUAUUAAGUGGCGAUGCUAGUCAAGUACAUUUAGUAAAUAUAACUGAUAAUAAUAUAUCAAUAUUCGUAAAACAAAAUGAAAUUCGAUUUGAUCAAAAGUAA
Molecule: messenger RNA, 333 nt
Organism: Rotaria sp. Silwood2
Lineage: Eukaryota; Metazoa; Rotifera; Eurotatoria; Philodinida; Philodinidae
Source: the annotation of a GenBank genome assembly